Messenger RNA from Medioppia subpectinata, 4467 nucleotides. The record is from the annotation of a GenBank genome assembly. NCBI's taxonomy places the organism in Eukaryota, Metazoa, Arthropoda, Arachnida, Sarcoptiformes, Oppiidae.
GAUAAAGCUAUCGAUGAGAGCGCUAUAUUCGUCACCUCUCCUUAUGUCAUAUCCUAUAAAAACACUUUUUAUGACUACAAACCCGACGUCGAAACUUAUAUCACCGCACAAAUUAACGAUAUUUUUGGUGAAAGUGUUGCCGAAUUACCGGUGAAAGUGAUACUGAAGGACGAAUCGGGAAAUUUCAUCCUAAAUAAGACGCAAACGAGCAAACCUUCGAUGCAAUUAGUGAGCGACCAUUUGGGACGGAUUUCAUUCCCCAUCACUGUUGGCAAGAAUGUGAAGGAACUGCACGUUAGCAUCAGAACCGAAGACCCGAAACUUGAUCGCGAAGACCAGAUAGAAGUGGCACACGUUCUCUGGGCUGAUGUCUCCGCCAGUGGUUUUGUCUAUAUAUCGAGCAAAUCUAAGUACAGCUCAUCCCUAGCAGUAGGCGACACAUAUCGUAGCCCUUUAGUGACGAGAGGCUCUGUAGUCUCCGAUAAGAUAUACUUAAUUGUCGUAAAUCGCGGACAUAUUAUUCAUUCGGAAAGAAUUUCUGCCGAUAAAGGCAUCAAAUUUGAGAUAACACGAGAAAUGACUCCUUUUAUAAGAGUUAUGAUUUUAGCGGUCACUAGAGAUUCACAACUCGUUUCGGAUUCAAUUAAAAUCGAAGUAAAUGAAGACAAUUGUGGUUUAGAUAUGAGUGUAGAGAACGAUACGAAACAAGUAAAUCCGGGCAAAACAUUGAAUUUGAUUCUUAACGGUACCAAAGGAGACAGCGUUGCUCUCCUGGCUGUCGAUGAAGCCGUUUAUAUCCUCAGAGACUCAGAUAGACUCACAAAAAACAAAUUAACUAAAGAGUUGGUUAAAUCUGAUAUGGGUUGCGGUCCGGGAACUGGUCUCGAUGUCUUUCUUGUGGCCAAUAAUGUCGGCCUUAAGAUAAUUAGAGGCACUUGGCCUACAAAUAACCACAGGGACUGUAAUUACAAGGCGACUAUAUUGAAGACAUAUCUGCCCAACGAUGCCAACUGUCACCAGGCAUUUCUCCACUGCUGCCGAAUGACCGUAAAACCUCGAAUACAGGCCGUCUCAACUUCGGGUGUGUUCGCAGAGUUUCCGGGAAAGUAUGACCGAACGAGAAGUGGUUCGGAAAUUGAUGAAUACGUUCACAUCGCUUACGAACAGGACUUGGAAGACAAGACAUUUGUGCGAAAGGACUUCCGCGAGUCGUGGCUUUUCGAUGUCGUUCUUCUAAACCAAAGCUCAAACGUAUUGCCCGUCACUUUUCCCCAUUCAAUCACAACAUGGGCUUUGAGUGCGAUGUCAUUGUCGCCCACUAAUGGCUUCUGUAUUUUGCCAUCACCUCUACGUUUGCGUACAUUUCAAGACAUUUUCAUUCAGAUAUCGCUCCCAUAUUCUGUGGUACAGAGCGAGCAAAUGGAAAUCGUUGUCACUGUCUUUAAUUACGGAAUCAAUCGAUACCCGGUUUUAGUCUACACUUAUGGUGUGGAAGGUAUCUGUUCUGAGGCCGAAAUGGUCGGCGAGAAGACAAAAAAGCACAUCACUGUUGAUAAGAAUUCGUUCGCAACGGUAACCUUUCCAAUGGUUCCGUUAAGAAAGGGAAUAUUUGAUGUGAAAAUCGUCGCCCUUUGGUCUAAUGGCGGAGAUGUGGUCGUGAAGAAGUUGAAUGUCGUGGCGCCCGGUAUUACCGUUGAGGAGGACCUGACCUUUCAAUUGGAUCCGAAGAAUAGACAGCGAAGAACUAAGAGGUCGUUGAAAACCGGCAAAAUAGAGGACGACAUCUCUCCCGAUGACGGCCUUCAGAAGACUGUAGUGAAUGUAGAGCCAGAUCUGACCCGUAAUAUAGUUCCGGGAACUCGAGAGUGUAUUAUCGCCGGCAUUGGCAACGAAUACGGCGCGACAUCCUAUACAACGCUCAGUGAUAUCGAUCGACUCAUUAGACAACCCAAAGGAUGCGGUGAACAGAAUAUGCUAUAUAUGGCGCCCACUCUCUAUACACUGAAUUACUUGAAAUCAAUCGAUCAUUUGAACGGAGAUCUCAAAUACAGAGGACUUAAGUAUAUUAGAAAUGGUUAUAAAAGACAGCUUUCGUUUCGCAAAGACGACGGCUCUUUCGGCGCAUUCGUCUCUCGUCCGGCAUCUAUUUGGUUGACUGCAUUCGUGAUGAAAGUGUUUUGUCAGUCGAGCCCUUUCCUCAAAGAGGAUAAAUUUGAUCACAAAGUGAUUGAAAGUGGUCUCAAUUGGUUAAUAACGAGACAAAAAUCGGACGGUUCUUGGAUUGAGACACACGCUGUGGUACACGAGGACGCGUUGGGAGGCGUGAAGGGUAUCGUUCCGCUCACAGCAUUCACUUUGAUUUCUUUCCACGAAUGCCGACGAGUAUUGAAACGCGAUUAUAAAGAAAAUAAGAGUUUAGUCGACUCUAUGAACAAAACUAUUUAUAAGUCGGAAAACUAUUUGAAGUUAAAUCAAAACGAAAUCAUUAGACAGAAGAAUACAUAUGCGAUGGCUUUAGUGGCGUAUAGUCUGACGUUUACAAACCCGCAGAACUCGCUGAAACUGGUGGACGCACUUCACUCGACCGCAAACAUCGAUAACAAUCGGAACUAUAAGUAUUGGCGACACGACUAUGAGGUGGAGGCGACGUCCUAUGCAUUGAUGGCAAUGUUGAACUCAGGCAACAGGAAUUCAGUGGACGGCCUCUCGAUCUCCAAUUACCUAAACUCUGUGCGCUCUUAUACGGGCUCUUUCUCCUCAACUCAGGACACAAUCGUUGCGUUGGAAGCGCUCUCGCAAUACAUCGAACGCCAGAGAUCGCCGACGAAUGCCAUUUCACUCGUCUGUAACAUAACUUCUCACGAAUCGGCCAAUCGUUUUAAGAGAGCGCUCGCAUUCAAUGCCGACAACGCACUCGUCUUACAAACGUUUAAAUUGGAUUCCGAUUCCUCUAAAUUGAAAUUUAUGACAAGCGGUGAAGGAAUGGGACAAAUGUUUGUCAAAUUGAAGUACAAUGUCUUCGAACCGCCGGAAGUUCUUUGUCGGUUCGAUCUGAACAUCGAUGUGAAGGAAUGGAAAGCGCCGGAAAGGAUAGGCAGAGAUAUGCCAGAAGAUAUUGACGACAACUUCUUCGACGAUUUUGGUAAUGAUUUGGUCCAGAGAUUAGAUCUGAAGCACACGCGAACAAAGAGGUCGUUUUGGAGGAACCCGUUUCGUCCAAAGCCUUCGUCUCAAAUGGAUUCAGUUUCGGACACCUCUUCGUCUAAUUCACGGCACCGAACAAUCACUGAACCCGUCGACCAAAACUCUGAGAAGAUUGAACUCAAUUCAGAUAUAAUGGACGACAAAAGCUUUAAGAAGAAUAAUCUGAGCAGUAAUUCUAUCGGCAGUAAUGACGGCAAAAGUAAAUUAGUUUUAUUGAUCGAGACCUGCAUUCGACACAUUCCGCGAUACUAUUCCGAUAUGAGUCUCAUUGAAGUCGGAAUACUUAGCGGUUAUAAACCAAAUAAAGACGAUUUGGAAGAGAUUAUCAAAAUGGAGGACUCAUUGGUCUCUAAAUACGAGAUAUCCGAACGAAAUGUUGUCUUUUAUUUUGAAAAAGUGCCGUUCGGUCGACCCUAUUGUCUACAGUUCCGCAAAAUACAAGAGCAUAAUGUGGGCAAUGUUCAGGCGGCUAUGGUUAAGGUCUAUGAUUACUAUCACAAAGAUCACGGCUGUUCCCAACUGUACACUCCCUCACGAAUCAGUGAAUACAUUGAAACGAAAUGCAAUUCUCAAGUGUGUGAAUGUGCCAAACGAGAGAACUGUCCGACAGCCAAGUCUUUGGUAGAAAUCGGCAAAAUUGCCGAAAAACGAGUGGUCAGAGCGCGAGAGCUCUUCCAAGAGUUGGUCUGUUCUGAUAAAUUCAAUUAUGUCUUUACCGGCACUUUUGAGGGACAAAAUGUCACUCAGAAUCGGUUUAAGUUCCUGAAGCUUAGAGUGCACUCCGUUUUGAAAGGCAAAUUGCAACGAAACGAUAAGUUUGGGUUAAGUCUGAAUCCCGACUGCUAUAACAUGACAACGUCUGGCGGCAAAGAAGCGAUAAUAUUUGGUCACUUUAACGAUAAAGUCGGUCAUUUGAACAGUACGUCAAUUGUAUACGACAUCAGCAGUGGUCUGAAAGGAGACGAAACUCAGUCAUAUAUUGUGGCCAUAAUUGAUCACUUGGAAGGUAUGAUCAGAAGAAUCAAUUGGAAGUGUAGUGAAGGCGCACAAACUUAGACAACACACUAACCAUUCAUCCCAUCAUUUGAUCACACGAUUGGUUUACAAAUUAAUUAUUACAAUAUUUUUCUCAUUUACCUCUUAAUCGACAUUUAGAAAGAGAUUUUGGAGUUUUUUAGUGAAUACGAGACGAGCUUUGAAUUAAGUAAUGACUGGAUUUUAAUUAAUUCUACAAAUAUAUAAAUGUUUUAAUAUUUUGACAAC